AUGGCUCUGCCAGCACCUUCACCUAUUCAUCUGCUACGCUCGCAUUCCAGCGCAGUGAGUACUCUCUCCAUUUCGACGGACAACGAGAGAAUCUACUCCGGAGAUACUGUGGGACAAGUCAUCGUCACUUCCACGCGCUCAUUGCGACCACUCGCAUCAUGGAAAGCUCACACCGACUCCCUGCUGGGCAUCGAAGAAUGGGGUUCUCAAAUCAUAACACACGGGAGGGAUAAUAAACUUCACGUCUGGGCUCGACCUGAAGAGUCCGCUUCCAUUAGACAAGGACCUGCGACUUUGUCAGAUCUAUCAACACCAACAAUAUGUUAUACUAUGGAUAUCAACGCUCUUAACUACUGCAGGUUCUCUCUCCUUACCAUAGCAGGGGCGAGCGCGCAGGAAGGUCUACUCGCCGUUCCGAACCUCGUGGAAUCAGCUCUUGCAGAUAUCUGGUCACUUCCAUCGUGUCAAAGGCUCCACGCUGCUAUAGGUGAUCCGCUAGACACUUCCGCAACAGCCUUUUCGGAUGGCAGGUCAGGCAGUAAAUCCGGGAUCAUCAUGUCAAUGCAUCUUUUUUACUCUGCGUUGUCUGCACCUUCGUCCUCUACGUCAGCAAGAGAGCUGCACCUGUUAUGCGCAUACGAAGAUGGAAGCGUUGUCCUGCGGAAGCGGACUGCACACGAGACCAAACAGACUGUCGAGGGCCGUGGAUGGGAAGUCGUGUGGAAAUCCAAACUUCAUGUAGAAUCAGUGAUGGCUAUGGCAGUUUCUUCAGACUGCAUUCUUGCUUUGACAGUGUCGGCGGACCAUUUAGUGGGACGAUAUGAUCUUUUGGUUCGUACCCAGGAGGCGUCAGAAUCCACUCCCGCAGGAACUGCAUUCAAGACCAAACAUCCAGGAAAUGGCGCUGUUGCCAUACGGAGCGACGGGAGAGUAUGCGCGAUUGGGGGAUGGGACGGCAAAGUGCGGUUAUAUUCAACAAAGACAUUAAAGUUGCUGGGAACCCUUGUACACCACAAGCAAGGAUGUCAGACGGUUACGUUCGCCUCUCACAUUGACCGUGUACCUCUCUGCGGAGACUUGAAGGAGGAUGACUCCUCUAGUGACGAGGAUGAAAUUACCGUCGAGGAAAAGCAUGCCCGUGGUCGGUGGUUGAUUGCUGGUAGUACAGACGCGAAGGUAUCGAUCUGGGCGUUGAUGGACUUCGAGAAGACAAGCACAUAA
Messenger RNA from Suillus plorans, 1221 nucleotides. Its product is annotated as WD40-repeat-containing domain protein. NCBI's taxonomy places the organism in Eukaryota, Fungi, Basidiomycota, Agaricomycetes, Boletales, Suillaceae. Gene Ontology annotation, molecular function: protein binding. The transcript is spliced from 6 exons. Bases 1 to 1221 code for a protein of 406 amino acids. The record is from RefSeq and is a predicted model, not a curated record.